Molecule: messenger RNA, 1536 nt
Organism: Danio rerio (zebrafish)
Lineage: Eukaryota; Metazoa; Chordata; Actinopteri; Cypriniformes; Danionidae
Gene: igf2bp2b
Product: insulin-like growth factor 2 mRNA binding protein 2b
Molecular function (GO): RNA binding; nucleic acid binding
Source: RefSeq, marked predicted
GGCUGUUGACAAGUUGACAGGCCACAGUUUUUGAGAAUCACUCCUUCAGUGUGUCGUACAUACUGGACAAGGAGGCAGGAAGGGACGGGGCUGGAAGACCCCAGGUCCCGCGAGGGGCAUCUAAAAUGGUGACAGGAAGUCGGGAGCAAGAGUUUGGUCAACCAGGGGCCAUGGGAGGCCCCCAGGGGCCCAGGCAGCGUCAGCAAGAGCUGCCUCUAAGAAUCCUAGUACCUACUCAGUUUGUGGGAGCCAUCAUUGGAAAAGAGGGGCUCACUAUAAAGAACAUUACCAAGCAAACACAGUCCAAGGUAGAUAUCCAUCGUAAAGAGAAUGCUGGGGCGACUGAGAAGGCCAUCACUAUUCACUCCUCUAAAGAGGGCUGUUCACAAGCCUGCAGGAUGAUUUUGGAAAUCAUGGAAAAAGAGGCCAAUGACACUAAGAUUGUUGAGGAAGUUCCUUUGAAGAUCUUGGCCCACAACAGUCUUGUUGGCAGACUCAUAGGGAAGGAGGGCAGGAACCUGAAAAAGAUAGAGCAAGAUACUGGGACCAAGAUCACCAUCUCUGCAUUACAAGACCUGACCGUUUAUAACCAGGAACGUACCAUCUCGGUGAGAGGAGGGGUAGAAGAGUGCUGUAAAGCAGAAGGGGAGAUCAUGAAGAAACUUAGAGAAGCCCAUGAGAAUGAUGUAGCUUCGGUUAAUCAGCAGACUAACAUGAUGGCUGGCCUAAAUCUGAGUGCGCUGGGGAUCUUCUCCUCUGGCAUGUCUGUUCUCCCUCCUGCCUCAGGGCUGCGUGGAUCUCUGUCCACCCCUGCCAACUACAGCCCUCUGCUGGGACCCUCAAUAAUGGGAGGUCUAUAUGGGGUUCCUUCUUCUGGAGCUUUAUCUCUUCAGCAAGCAGGUGGUGAACAGGAAGUGGUUUAUCUCUUUAUCCCCACUCCGGCAGUUGGAGCUCUCAUUGGGAAGAAAGGGCAGCACAUUAAAGAGCUGGCACACUUCGCUGGAGCCUCAAUAAAGAUUGCUGCACCAGAGAGCCCUGAUGAACCCGAGAGGAUGGUCAUUAUCACUGGACCACCAGAAGCUCAGUUCAAGGCACAGGGGAGGAUAUAUGGGAAGCUGAAAGAAGAGAAUUUUUUCACAGCUAAAGAAGAGGUGAAGUUGGAGGCGCAUAUAAAGGUGCCAUCAACUGCUGCAGGACGAGUCAUUGGGAAGGGGGGCAAAACGGUCAAUGAGCUGCAGAAUCUCACCAGCGCCGAGGUCAUUGUACCACGGGACCAGACACCAGAUGAGAACGAUGAUGUAUUUGUCAAAAUAAUUGGACAUUUCUUUGCCAGUCAGACGGCCCAACGCAAGAUCAGGGAGAUCGUUCAACAGGUCAAACAGCAAGAGCGGAAGCACCAGCAAAUGCCGCAAACACCUUCUGAACAAUCAAAUUGAUCAGCAGACGCCAGCAAGCAGCAGCUAAUGAAUGUAGCUCAUGCAAGGACAAAUCGAAAAAAAUGUAAAAGAAAGAAUUAAAGAGAAAGAAAGAUUUAAA